This is a messenger RNA of Oncorhynchus keta (chum salmon), 3475 nucleotides long. RefSeq names its product transmembrane channel-like protein 6 (gene tmc6a). The transcript has 23 exons. The record is from RefSeq and is a predicted model, not a curated record. Gene Ontology annotation, molecular function: mechanosensitive monoatomic ion channel activity. Gene Ontology annotation, cellular component: plasma membrane. The coding region runs from base 256 to 2682 and encodes 808 amino acids. NCBI's taxonomy places the organism in Eukaryota, Metazoa, Chordata, Actinopteri, Salmoniformes, Salmonidae.
UGAGUCUGCGCCAGAGAAAGCCGCCCGAGCUGAAAGUUGAUUGGUGAUUUGGGGCUGUGCAUGGCAGUCUUGAAAAAAUGAAGUCUUCAGAAAUGUAAAUUGAACUCAACUAGAUCCAAGAGGGAGCUUAAAGGGGCAUUCCUCUCAAUUCCUGUUGAAGAAGUUCCUGAUAACAUGUGAACAUGGCACAUUGUCUGUGGGUAAGUCCAUGAUACAGACAGACAGGUGUGGCCCCGCAGAGUGAAGACCAGGAGGAUGGCAUACAGUGUGGACUUCAAUCUGAGACCUAUAAUGGAGCUUGAAUUAGAGAGCCUUAGGGGUGAUGAUACAGACUCUAUGACGGGAACAGGUCUGGAGAGUGGCAGUCGUGAAACCCUGGAAAUGGAGGUCCUUACAACAGAAGGCAGAGAUGGGCUGGCCAGCCAGAUGAGUGAUGUCAGAGAGCGGGCAGAUGAGACGAGUGAGGAAUCCAUACAGACCAACCUUCUGGUCAGGAAGUGCUGGUCUACCGCCACCCUGAGGGUCCUGUCCUCCAUGCCCAGUCGCAGCAUCGGGCAGCAGAGUCGUCUUGAAAUCAUCUCCCAGUGCAACAUCCGUUCUACUCAGCUGCGCAGGUACCACCGCCAGACCCAAGACGUUUCCCUCUCCUCCAGACCUAGUAUCCGUGGCUAUGGGAUCGAGGCAGACUCUGAGGAUGUCUGUGAGGAAGAGACCAAGAGACAGGAGCUGGUCAACAAUCUUCAGAGUCUGUGGGCCGGUGACCGUGUGCGUAUGCUGCGUGCCACGCCCCUUAGUCUGGCUGAGAAGACGAAACUGAGGAAACUUGUAUUCAGUGACAAAGUUGGACAGUCCCUCUUGAGCAGCCAGGUUCCCUGCUGUAGCCUCCUUAAGCGAGCUUUGUAUCACAUCUGGUUCGGAUGUCUCUUCAUCCUCAGUUCCCUGCAGUUGUGGCAGGUGGCUUUGAAGAGGCUGGGUGGCCGCUUUGGCACUGGUGUGCUCUCCUACUUUCUCUUCAUCAGGACUCUUCUGCUCUUCAACGUCUUUCUCUUCCUCAUCAACGGCCUGUUCCUGGUCCUCCCCCAGGCCAUCCACCCGCCCCUUCACACCCCCAGCUCCCACAGAGUCACAGGCCUGGAGCUGUUCACCGGCACGGGUUAUCUCUCUAACUCUCUAAUGUUUUAUGGCUACUACACCAACUCCACCAUCAACACCAGUUGUAGACCUGAUGACGCCACCGCCGGGACUGGCUGUGGCACCACCAGUGACCCUCACAUGAUGGCCUACAACAUUCCCUUAGCCUACUGCUUCACCAUCGGCAUAACAUUCUUUAUCACCGGCAUCGUCCUCGUUUACAGCAUGUCCAAGUCCUUUGGGAGGAGUUUCUGUGUGUUCAAGUCUCAGGGAAACAUGGCCAUAAAGGUCUUCUGCUCCUGGGAUUUCAAAGUCAGCAAGAAGAUGUCUGUCAGGCUGCAGUCGGAGAACAUCACCACCCAGCUCAAGGAGCUGUUGUCGGAGGUGAAAGGCGGAGAGGAGGAGAAGGGCAGGCUGUCUGGGAUGGCGGUGCACCUGCUAGCAUGGAGCAUUUCUCUGGGGGGUACCUUCUUCUGUGCACUCGGCAUCCACUGCUUUGCCAAGUACAUGCACCUGAGGAGACUUGAGGAUGCAGAGGGGGAGGUCAGUGUGGUGCAUGAGGCUCGUCUGCUGGCUCUGCCUGGGGUUGUGUCCUGUGGGAACCUCCUCCUCCCUGGUCUCUUCAACCUCGUGUCUUGGAUGGAGAACUUCAACUCGCCCAUUGUACGUCUCUAUGUUUCCAUUUUCAGGAACCUACUGCUGAAGGUGAGCAUUCUUGGCGUACUGUGCUACCAUUGGCUGGGGAAAAUUGCAGCUGAACCAGAGCAACAUGGUCUGCAGUGCUGGGAGAGCUUUGUUGGUCAGGAGCUGUAUCGUUUCCUGCUCGUGGAUUUCAUAUUCACGGUUCUCUACACAGUCUUCGGAGAAUUUAUAUGGAAGCUGUUUUCUCAAGGAGUGCUGAGGAGAAGGAGGAAGCCAGUGUUUGAUAUCGCCCGUAACGUACUCGAGCUCAUCUAUGGGCAAACCCUCACCUGGCUCGGCUUGCUCUUCACUCCUUUACUGCCAGCUGUGCAGAUCCUCAAGCUGUUGUUGUUGUUCCAUAUGAAAAGGAGCAGUCUACUGGUGAACUGCCAGGCCUCCAGGAAGCCGUGGAGAGCCAGUCAGAUGAGCACCCUCUUCAUCUCUCUUCUGUGUUUCCCCUCCUUCCUCGGGGCCACCGUGUCUGUGGCCUACACCAUAUGGAUGAUUAAGCCCUCCUCUGGCUGUGGUCCUUUCAGGAACCUCCCCUUCAUGUUCCACUCAGGCAAACAGUGGGCCCAGGAGAUGAAGAGUACCAACCCCAAGCUGGCCUGGCUCAACUGGGUACACAGCUGCUUGGUGGAGAACCCCUUCUUCCUGUUCCUGUUGGCAGGUGUCUUUCUAAUGGUCAUUUACAUUCACACCCAAGUUUUAGACGGCCAAAGGAAAAUAAUCAGUCUGCUACAGGAGCAAAUAGAAAAUGAGGGGAAGGACAAGAAGUUCUUAAUUACUAGUCUGCAGGCCAUCCAUGAGAAGAGGCAGUAUCCACUGUCCCCUUCCUCCAGGCCUCAGCCACAGGGCAGUGAGGUUUAAUAUGUUUUAGUGGAAGAUUAAAUUAUUCCAGAGUGUUCAUUGGAUGCUGCAUGUUAAAUUUUGGACUCCCAUCACAUCAAGGAUAUUUGGCUGCUUUCAACCAGUCAAAGUGAACUCAAAGUGGAGUGAUGUGUGUGGUGAAGGACAUUGAGACAUUUCUUGUAGAAUGUAACUAUGACUGAUAUGUAUUCUAGACCAUCAGAAUGUAAAGUAACUGAGACUGAUAUGUAUUCUAGACCAUCAGAAUGUGAAGUAACUGAGACUGAUAUGUAUUCUAGACCAUCAGAAUGUGAAGUAACUGAGACUGAUAUGUAUUCUAGACCAUCAGAAUGUGAAGUAACUGAGACUGAUAUGUAUUCUAGACCAUCAGAAUGUGAAGUAACUGAGACUGAUAUGUAUUCUAGACCAUCAGAAUGUAAAGUAACUGAGACUGAUAUGUAUUCUAGACCACCAGAAUGUGAAGUAACUGAGACUGAUAUGUAUUCUAGACCAUCAGAAUGUAAAGUAACUGAGACUGAUGUGUAUUCUAGACCAUCAGAAUGUGAAGUAACUGAGACUGAUAUGUAUUCUAGACCAUCAGAAUGUGAAGUAACUGAGACUGAUAUAUAUUCAAGACCAUCCGAGGUGUGUUUUAUACUGGUAUGGUAUUUCCAAUGUGGGCCAUAACUGUCUAAUUUGCCUUUUGUUAAUACAUAUUUUUAAAUAUAUUUAUUGUCUCUGGGCUGUCUGUCACCGCUUUCAAGCUUAAAUGUAUACUGAACAAAAAUAUAAACGCAACAUGCAACAAUUUCAA